AUGUCCGCAAGGAAAACUAUCCAAGUGGGAACUAAAAGUGUAAGGCCAGUGCUUUCCAUGAAUCAUGGGGAGGCUAAAAUGCGAGUAUUGAGCUUGUACAAGGCUUGGUAUCGCCAAAUCCCUUACAUGGUCAUGGACUAUGACAUGCCAAAGAGUGAAGACCAAUGCCGAGCUAAGCUGAAGGAACUGUUCCUUAAAAACAAAGAUGUCACUGAUGUCAGGGUUAUUGAUAUGCUUGUCAUCAAGGGUCAAAUGGAGCUCAAGGAAACAGUAAACAUAUGGAAACAAAAAGGACAUGUAAUGUCCUACUUCAAGCCCACUGAAGAACCAAAACCUAAAGAUUUCCUUUCAAAAUUCUUUACUGGCAAUAAUGAAUAA
Messenger RNA from Spodoptera littoralis (African cotton leafworm), 378 nucleotides. NCBI's taxonomy places the organism in Eukaryota, Metazoa, Arthropoda, Insecta, Lepidoptera, Noctuidae. The record is from the annotation of a GenBank genome assembly.